Messenger RNA from Colius striatus (speckled mousebird), 2122 nucleotides. RefSeq names its product VRK serine/threonine kinase 2 (gene VRK2). The record is from RefSeq and is a predicted model, not a curated record. Lineage: Eukaryota; Metazoa; Chordata; Aves; Coliiformes; Coliidae. Gene Ontology annotation, cellular component: nucleus; cytoplasm. Bases 105 to 1748 code for a protein of 547 amino acids. Gene Ontology annotation, molecular function: protein serine/threonine kinase activity; ATP binding. The transcript has 14 exons. Gene Ontology annotation, biological process: signal transduction; peptidyl-serine phosphorylation.
UGCGCACGGGAGCUCGCCGGCUGGACCCGGCCCGCGGGAAGUUCCCAUCUGAGAAGUUUUUAGCCGGCGCCGGACAGAGGCCGCGGGGUCCCUACGGAGGUGCAAUGCCGCCCAAGGAUCGCGGCAGAGGCAAGCUGCCAAUUCCUCUCCCAAGAGACAUGAUCCUGAAAGACACUGAAGGAAAAGUCUGGAGGCUAGGCAGUCAGAUCGGCCAGGGAGGAUUUGGCUUGAUCUACUUAGCUUCUCCUCAAACUCAUGUUCCGGUAGAAGAUGAUGCAGGGCAUGUAAUUAAAGUGGAAUAUCUUGAAAAUGGCCCCUUAUUUUCGGAACUGAAAUUUUACCAGAGGGCGGCAAAGCAAGAGCAUAUAAGAAAAUGGAUGGCUCUGAAAAAAAUAAGAUGUUUAGGAAUUCCAGCGUUUUGGGGAUCGGGCUUGGCUGAGUACAAGGGAAAAAGCUAUAGAUUCAUGGUCAUGGAGAGACUCGGGGAAGACCUUCAAAGAAUCUUUGAAGAUUGUGGAAGGAGAUUUAAGAAGGACACGGUUCUGCAACUUGGAGCACGAAUGUUGGAUACUUUGGAAUAUAUACAUGAAAAUGAAUAUGUGCAUGGUGACAUUAAAGCAUCAAAUCUACUUUUGGGCUACACCAAUCCAUGUGAGGUUUAUCUUGCAGAUUAUGGACUUUCCUACAGAUAUUGUCCCAAUGGGAACCACAAACAGUAUCAGGAAAAUCCUAGGAAGGGCCAUAAUGGGACAAUAGAGUUUACCAGCAUAGAUGCCCACAAGGGAGUAGCCCCAUCCAGACGAGGUGACCUUGAAAUCCUCGGGUACUGCAUGCUGCAGUGGUCGUGUGGGAAGCUGCCCUGGGAACACAACCUGAAGGACCCUGUAGCCGUCCAGACUGCGAAAACAAAACUUAUGGAUGAGCUCCCAGAUUCAGUGAUGAAAUGGGAUUCUUCUGGAAGCAGCUGCAGUGAAAUAUCCAAGUUUUUGGAACGUGUUUAUGGAUUAGCUUAUGAUGAGAAGCCAAAGUAUGAAGUGCUCAAGAAAAUCCUGCUGGCUGGACUAGAGUCAAGCGGAACUCGCUACGAUGGCCCUCUGGAAUUUUCCGCUGCAGCGUGCGCGCAGAAUCACCUUGCUGCUAAAGCGUCAAAAGUUCGUUUACCAAAGACUCUGCCAAAGCCAGUUCAGGAGAAGCAAAAAAAGAUAGAGGGUGAAGCAGGCAUCUGUCAAAGCAAAGGCUGCACUGGGGGAGCAGGCAAACAACUGCAAGAUGAAGAAAAGCCAAGUAGAUUCAAGAGGACGCCUCAGCACACAGAGCCACAGCAGGGCCACUUGCUGAAGCCUUCACUGAAACCAGUGCAACAGAAGCAAAGCAAGGUGGAAGAGGAAGAGCCUUCGUGCCCAAGCGGGCCGCACGCUCGUGUAACACGCUCGCAGGUCCGGCAGAAGGAAGAGAAGCCCAUUACAUUUUACACUAUGACUCAGCAGCCUGAGCAGCCACAAAAGGAAGUCUCUGCAAGAGAAUUACCCCCAUUCAACACCCAAGCAAGAUUCUCAGCAUUCAAUACAAGCCACCAUCAACUCUUAGCUACAGAUCAUCCAGUAUCAUUGCAAGAAGCUAGUUACAGCAGCACGUGGCCACCCUUGUCUGUGCUCUUCAGGCUGGCGUUCACUGACCAAACGUACCCCUACAGCACAGCUAUACUUGUACUUCUGCUACUCAUCUUCCUUUCCGUGUAUUUUCUCUGAUGCCACUGUUUCAGUGUCAGCAGUGUGAGUUCAGCAGUGUUUCCCUUUGUGCAACUUUCAGUGUUUCUUCAUUGAAGAUUUCAGUGUUAGUGACUUGAAGAAGUGAAAAACAAUAUAAUACUGUCAAUACAAUUCAACAGGCAAGUUCCCAAACUUCCCCAGUCUGCACUGACAUUUGCACUAUACUGUUUGGAUAAGGCUGGUUUCUGUUACAUUUGCUGGGAUUGACUUUUUUUAAACUGGAUACCUUAAAAAGGUAUCACAAAAUAUAUGGGGAGGGGGUACUUAAUGACCUGACACCCUGAUGUUGGUAACAGCGUGUAGCCAUCUUCACCUUGUUUCAGAAAACUUUUAAAUACGGAUGCAUUAAAUGC